Volvox carteri f. nagariensis is the source of this 846-nucleotide messenger RNA. RefSeq names its product prolyl 4-hydroxylase. Bases 1 to 846 code for a protein of 281 amino acids. The transcript has 4 exons. Gene Ontology annotation, molecular function: procollagen-proline 4-dioxygenase activity; iron ion binding; L-ascorbic acid binding. Gene Ontology annotation, cellular component: endoplasmic reticulum. Gene Ontology annotation, biological process: peptidyl-proline hydroxylation to 4-hydroxy-L-proline. The record is from RefSeq and is a predicted model, not a curated record. NCBI's taxonomy places the organism in Eukaryota, Viridiplantae, Chlorophyta, Chlorophyceae, Chlamydomonadales, Volvocaceae.
AUGACCCAUCUAAUCUUUGCAGAGGAGGCCGACCACAUUGUGAAGGUUUCUGAAAGGCGCCUGGAGCGCUCCGGUGUCGUGGGCGGAGAUGGCGGUAGCGAGACGUCCAACAUCCGCACCUCUUAUGGCGUGUUCCUGGAUCGCGGCGAGGAUGAAAUUGUGAAACGGGUGGAGGAGCGCAUCGCCGCCUGGACGCUGAUGCCAGUCGGCAACGGCGAGGGUCUCCAAGUGCUGCGAUACCAGAAGGAGCAGAAGUACGAUGCCCACUGGGACUACUUUUUUCACAAGGACGGCAUCACCAACGGUGGUAACCGCUACGCUACCGUGUUGAUGUACCUGGUGGACACGGAGGAAGGUGGCGAGACUGUGUUUCCCAACGUCGCCGCCCCCGGGGGGGAGAACGUUGGCUUCUCGGAGUGCGCCCGCUACCACCUCGCUGCCAAGCCUAAAAAGGGCACCGCCAUCCUCUUCCACUCGAUCAAGCCGACGGGUGAGCUGGAGCGCAAGUCCCUGCACACCGCCUGCCCUGUUAUUCGCGGCAUCAAGUGGUCGGCGGCGAAGUGGAUUCACCACGCCGAAACCAUCGAGCAACACCCACAGCCCAAGGUUAAGCCACAGGACCUGCCCCCGGGCUGCGAGGACUCUGACGAGAUGUGUCCGGAGUGGGCGGAUGCGGGCGAGUGCGAGCGCAAUGCCUCGUUCAUGGUUGGCAGCAGGGCACGCCCCGGCAAGUGUGUGGCUUCUUGCAAGCGGUGCGAUUUGGUGGUGGACACGGGCGCAGAGGGCACGCAGGAACAGUGGAAGAAGGCGAACAGCGCGAGCAGGCGUAGCUUGGGCAAGAUUUAA